This is a messenger RNA of Anguilla anguilla (European eel), 1634 nucleotides long. RefSeq names its product P2Y purinoceptor 6-like. Gene Ontology annotation, cellular component: plasma membrane. Gene Ontology annotation, molecular function: G protein-coupled receptor activity. NCBI's taxonomy places the organism in Eukaryota, Metazoa, Chordata, Actinopteri, Anguilliformes, Anguillidae. The record is from RefSeq and is a predicted model, not a curated record. Gene Ontology annotation, biological process: G protein-coupled receptor signaling pathway. The transcript is spliced from 2 exons. The coding region runs from base 540 to 1634 and encodes 364 amino acids.
UGCAAAAAUAUAUAAACAUACAAACAAUCUCAUCCUCUCAAUGAAGAGAAAACAAUUGGGUGCAACGAACAUUCCGAACUUCAGAACGCAUUCUCGGUAACCGCACCAGUUUCCAAAGGAACGCCGAGUACACCCAUCCCAGGUGACAGUCUCACCCAUCCCAGGUGCUUUAUGAAACGGGUUCUUUAUUUACCUAUUCAUCACGCUGGGACACGCGCGUGUUCAUGUUUCCCGCUUUACCUGCCAGUACCAUUCAGCUAACACAUGACCUGUUUUAGAUAAAGAGACGGGAUAUUAAAAUAAACAGAGUUAUUAAAGCGCCGAGGCAAUGUAGAUAGGCGCUCUCUUGGAGACUAAAAACGCCAGGCAUACAGGAUUUGCGUCAGUCGGAGACAACCGUUCUCGGAGUACAGUUGUAAUGCUCUUUCUGGCUUGAAUCAUCUUUGCUAACAUAUUAACGCAUGGCGCAGGAUGGAACAUGCACCUGAAUCUUUUUUAGUAGAUAAGUGCUGUUCUAAGGAUCACCUUCUCACAGCGAAAUGGACGGGGAUAACUUCACAUUAUGUCCCGUAUCAGAGGCUUAUAAAAGGAUCACGUUUCCCCUGGCGUACGGCCUGGUGUUUGUGUUUGGGCUGACGCUCAACGGGACGGUGCUGUGGUUUGUGUGCGGCAGAACCAAGACGUGGAGCUGCUCGGUGAUCUUCCUGGCGAACCUGAGCGUGGCGGACCUGCUGUACGUGCUGCCGCUGCCGCUGCUGGCCGCGAGCUACGCCAUGGGCGACACCUGGCCGUUCGGCAACGCCGCCUGCAAGGCCGCGCACUUCCUGUUCUCGCUGAACCUGGGGGGCAGCGUGACGUUCCUCGCCUGCAUCAGCGUGCACCGCUUCCUGUGCGCUCGCCACCCCGCCGCCGCCACGCGCUGCCGCGCCCGCCGGGCCGCCACCCUCACCUGCGCCGCCGUCUGGCUGCUGGUCGCCGUGGAGACCGCGCCCACGGCGAUCUUCGCGCACUCCGGCUUCAUAAACAACACGACGGUGUGCUUCGACAUGACCGGCCCGGCGGGAUUUAGCCGCUACCUGCCCUACGGCCUGUUCGUCACGGCGGUGGGGUUCCUGCUGCCCUUACUGGUCAUGGUCACAUGCUACUGCCUCACCGCGCGGACGCUGUGCCAGGCCGGGGGGGGCGUGGGGGGGGGCGCAGGGCAGAGCGCGAAGGCCAUGCGCUCCAUCCUGGCGCUCUGUCUGCUCGGCACGCUCUGCUUCCUGCCCUACCACGCCAUGCGGGUGGCGUACCUGCUGGUGCGCGUCCACCAGCCCGCCAACUGCAGGCUGCUCAGCCUGGUGAUGCUCUGCUACAAGAUCUGGAGGCCCGUGGUCAGCCUGAACUGCUGCGUGAACCCGGCGCUGUACUGGUCCUGCUCCAGCCGCCAGCGCCGGAGGCUCCUCGCCCGGCUGCGCAGCCGGAGGGUCCGCCCGGCCGCCCGCGCCGCGCGCCCGCAAGGCAUUAUGGGAAAGGAGAACGGCCCGACGGAGCUGCCGGGACACCACCGGGGUGCGCUUUCCCAGAAUGCACCAGGCGAGAAGCCUGAACGAGGCAGCGAAGGCAAGCCGGAGCCAGACGGACACGCCCGCUGA